Messenger RNA from Rubroshorea leprosula, 325 nucleotides. Lineage: Eukaryota; Viridiplantae; Streptophyta; Magnoliopsida; Malvales; Dipterocarpaceae. The record is from the annotation of a GenBank genome assembly.
AGGUAAAACGAAGCCGCACCUGAGCGAUUGCAGGCGAAACAGCCAUGCCGGCAGCUAAAUUUCUGGUUAAAACCGGUGACAGGACGCCCUUAUCUUCAAAAAACGACGAGGAAAAUGAAGAAAGGGAUGAAGAAAAGACAGAUUACGAGUUUGUGCGUGAAUCUAACAGCAGCGCCAGGCUUUUCGCCGUAGAAAGACGAGAGCAAGUGGGAAAACCCGCAUUAGAUUCCCGCACAAACCUGAAAUAUGCCUCUUCCUAGAUUUGGUCCGGAGGAGUGGUGUCACCAGAUAAUGCUCUACCCCUCCGGUAUAGUAUUUAUACCGU